Messenger RNA from Ectocarpus sp. CCAP 1310/34, 1578 nucleotides. NCBI's taxonomy places the organism in Eukaryota, Phaeophyceae, Ectocarpales, Ectocarpaceae. The record is from the annotation of a GenBank genome assembly.
UUUUUUUCGCUCUCCGUCGUGCCACCUUCGAUAGAGGUCCUCAAGGAACGUCGGUGGUGACACAAGAUGGAGGACUCCAGCUGCCUCUUGCUCGUGCUGCCUCCAACAACGAUUUCAAGCACGAUCUGCAAGCCCCCCGGCAGGCCUCUUCACGCCCUGCACAUGGUUCUCGAGGGGACAAGGACUACAAUCGGUCGGCAGCUCCUGUGUCCAAGAGCUGGAAGAACCGUUGGGGUGACCAAGAUUCGACGGCCAAGAGCGGGACGGACGACCACCGCCGCUCCACCCAGUCUUCGCGAGGGCGCGGCGUCGGAGAUGGCGGGCGAGGGCGAGCCGUGGGGAACCAGCCUACCAGGUCUUCGCCGGCGAGUCGCCAUCGCCGGAGCAGGAGUCGGAGCGCAGAACGUCAACAACGCACCAAUCCUUCGUCUAGGCGUGGGCGCAGCCGGAGCGGAGACCGUCGUGGGAGAAACACGCCUUCGUCUAGGCGUAGCCGCAGCCGGAGCCAGAACCAGAGCGGGGGCAACAGCAGGGCGACCAGCACUGACAGCAGUCGCGGCGGAAAAGGGGGACGGAGGUCAGGCCACGGUAACAGGCAAGUGAUGUAUGAUCGGGGUGAUUUUCGUAGCUCUGGGUUGAUGGGAGAAAACAAGGAUGCUUCAGAAGACGGUUCUCUCUGUUCUUCACCGCUUGUUCUACGCCCUCCCGCUGAUGUAGGCCAACCGACCAGGCCUUGUUUGGCUUUCGAACUUGCCAACAUGCAACUUCGUGAUCAUUCAGCCGCUGUGAAAAGCCAUGCCUCUGCCCAUGCCGUUAUGGAUUAUCCCACAUGUUCCUUGCCUUUGGACGAACAUGCUGAAUCACCACGCCAUGCUGCUUCACACGCCUCGACUUUGACUUCCCGUACGAAAUGCUGUUGGAACAAGUACUCACUCUCCUGCGAGCAAAUCAAGUAGUGGAUGCUGCUGCCGACGCGAAUGACAACCUCCUGUUCCCCCCCACGCUCCUAGCGUGCCACCACCUGCCCCAUCUUCUUCCCCACCAACGCAUCUGACACCGCUGCAAGACCACGCUUCGAGCUUUUUGGGAGCUCUUGUAGGGCGCGAUGUUCGUGCCGAAACCACUGCCAGGGCCACGUCAGGAUCACCGUCAUCAGCCACGAGGUCGGCGACAGUACCGGUCGGGCCUGCGGUGGCAUCGUCAGCAUCGACAGCCCCAGCCCUGUUGCAACAGCCUUUGGUGGUAUCCCCCCCCCCCCCUCCAGCAUGCGUCUGUUCUGAUUGGUCCUAACUCUGCAACCGGCCACAUCGUCGAGCCACCGGGUCAAGCGGCAUCACCGUUGCCACAGGACGAUGCUGGUUUGCUUUUGUCUCCCACAGGAGCGAGAGCGAGGCAGGAGGCUCUGGACCCUGCGGACGCCGCUGCAACGGAGGCCGACACCAUCCGCAUUCAAGACAAGAUGGACAAGCUGAAGCCGGAACAACUUGAUAGUGUCACACGCUUGCCCCUCAGUCCUGAUCCUGAUGAAUUUGCUUGCUUCGAGUCUAGCUGCCAGCGUGAUCACCGUCAUCAGCCACG